This is a messenger RNA of Lachancea fermentati, 1587 nucleotides long. NCBI's taxonomy places the organism in Eukaryota, Fungi, Ascomycota, Saccharomycetes, Saccharomycetales, Saccharomycetaceae. The record is from the annotation of a GenBank genome assembly.
AUGCAAAAUCUUGCUCUGCAGUAUACCAAAAGUGAGAAUAUUGAUGCAAAAAUCAAAGAAAGCAGAGAGUUCUUCUACAAAAGGCAGUUUGAGCUUGCUAAUAGUCCAAACCCUCAAAAAGAAGAUUUGGAAUUUCGACUAAGUCAAUUGAGAAGUCUGUACUGGGGUUUGAAAGAUCAUGAAGAUGAGAUAACCAAAGCAUUAGAAAAGGAUUUUCACCGCAGUAGACAGGAGUCGAUUGCUUUCGAGCUUAUUCCUUUGUAUAACAACAUUCUAGAUCUCAUUGAAAAAUUGCCUACUUGGAUUAAAAAUGAGAAGAUUCACGAGACGGGUGAUAUAUUCAAAUUCAGCACGGUAGAAAUUCAAAGAAUACCAUUGGGAUCGGUUUUGAUUAUUUCGCCGUUUAAUUUUCCCGUAUUACUCGGCUUAGAUCCAGUUGCAUCAGCCAUUGCUUCUGGUAAUAGCGUGGUUUGGAAACCAAGCGAAUUAGUACCACACACAGCAGCUUUAGUUGAAAAGAUUGUUGUGAGUUGCUUGAGUCCUGGUUUGAUUCAAGUUAUUCAGGGUGGAGUUCCAGAAACUACUCGACUUUUACAAGAGGGAUCUUUCGACAAGAUAUUUUAUACAGGCUCUACCCUCGUCGGCUCCAUUGUCGCCCAAGAGGCUGCUAAAAAGCUGACUCCUUGUAUUUUGGAACUCGGUGGAAAGUCUCCAGUAUUCAUCACGGAGUCUUUUCCGAAGAAAGAUUUACGUUCUGCGCUUAAAAGGAUCUUUUUUAGCGCAUUUUGCAAUUCAGGGCAAGUGUGUGUCGCUGCAGAUUACAUUUUGGUUCACAAAUCGCAUUACAAGGACGUAGUGAGUUUUGGAAAGGAGAUCUUAAAUGAACUAUGGCCUCAAUUUGAUGAAAAUUCGGAGUUCUCGUACUGUAUCCAUGAUGGAUCUUACCAGAAAACCCUUCAGAAAUUAGAGGAAACUAAGGGUAUUACAUUCAAUUCGCAAUCGGCUAGUUUCAAGAAAGUUGGGCGGUGUAUUCCUCCCACGCUAAUCUUCGACGUUUCCUGGAAUGAUUCUCUCAUGAAGGAGGAAAAUUUUGCGCCUGUUUUACCUUUUUUAAUCUACGAGGAUCUUGAUGAGGUGAUAGAUAACGUUGUUGAAUUACAUGACUACCCGUUAGCGAUGUACAUUUUUGCAAAGAGCGACAAAGAAAUCAAUCACAUAUUGAGGAGGAUAAGGUCAGGAGCAUGCGUGGUGGGUGACACCAUGAUCCAUGUGUCCUUAUCGGAAGCUCCGUUCGGGGGAGUUCGGACAUCUGGAUAUGGAAGUUAUCACGGGAAAUGGAGCUAUACUUCUUUUACGCAUGAAAGAACCUUAUUGAGGCAGCCUUUUUGGAUAGAGGCUUUGAAUUCAGUGAGAUAUCCUCCAUACUCGAAUAAGAAAAUCAAAAUUGCGCAAUUUGCUACGGAGAAAAAACCUAGCUUUGAUCGGAAAGGUUCUAGGGUGUGGAACUCCAAAGACUAUUUGUUAAUGGCUCUUACCGGGAUAUUGGUUGGGUUUGUGGCAAAAAAAGGACUUGACAACUUUAGUUAG